Molecule: messenger RNA, 2820 nt
Organism: Drosophila erecta
Lineage: Eukaryota; Metazoa; Arthropoda; Insecta; Diptera; Drosophilidae
Product: proteoglycan 4
Exons: 3
Coding region: 429-2687 (752 amino acids)
Source: RefSeq, a predicted model, not a curated record
UCGGUUGCUGUUUACCUGUUGUAUCGGCCGAGCUGUGCCACAAAAUCACGCACACAUCUCUCAUUUACUAUUGUUUUGCUAUCGUAUCUGACUGAAGAGGAUGAAAUAGAGGAAGUGCUUCGGCCUUACUUGAAUUUCGUGGAAGUGCUGCGCAAGCGCUGGUCCUUUAGAACCAUUUGCACACCUAUUUCGUAGGAUUAACCACCAUUAUUAUAGGUACGCCAGGCUACAUUCUACUUAUUCGAGCCCAUUGACUCCUCUGUGAGUCUUCUGAGAAUCCCUUUACAUGUGGGAGAGUCCGCAUCCCGCACUGCAUUGUACCGUGUGAUCUUGGCGAAACUGCAAAAACUAAACGUCUGAGAUGCAGCAAUCGGCAAUAGAGAAUAAAUUGCACAUUUUCCGUCUUUCCUAAUCUGAAAAAACGAUCAAUGAUGCAGAGGUGCAAUGAACUGGGCAAGAAUUCCGCGACCUGGCAGCUCUUAGUUCGCUUCGAUCGCAACAACCUGAAGGUGAAGAAGGGCCCCAACGGUCACUAUUUGGAGAGUAAGUGUCGGGAUGAGUUGCGCAAGGCGCUACCUGCAAAGUCAUUCGAGGAACUGAUGACCUGGGUGGCUAAAUGGCUAAAAAGGCUGGACGAGAUGAACGGCAUGGUGAGCUCUGGCUCGAAAUCCCAGCAGGAAAACGACAAGGAGUCUGAGUUACUUGCUGAGGAACAAGUGAAAGAGGAAAUAGCAGCCAACCCAUCGGUUGUGGACCUUUGCAGCGAUGAAGAAGAUGCGGAAUCAGUUGUUCGCUUUCCUGAUAGAGAAACCCUGGACGCAGAAUCAGUUAUCUCCAGUUCCUCGCUUAUAGUCCUUGACGAUGAGCUGGGCGAGGUCAACCUGAAGGACUAUGCUGAUCACGUCGAUGGUAAACUGGAUGAAGCCUCAUUAAGGAAGCGAAAUCGCCGGGAGGAGGAUAACACAUCUUUUAACGCCAGUAAGCAGUCCUCGCUUAAGGAGUUUUUAACAGACAAAAAAACAAAUCUAGAACAAGCUCCAUCGCCUGUCUUCCGCUCUCUGAAAACGUAUUUCAGACGACAAAAGCUACCUGCAAGUGGCGAAGCAGGCGGCCAGGUACUUCGCGAACUCAACGUCAAAGAUGGAACCACAUUCAAGCACUCCGCCAAGGAAGAUAAGUCAUCCGACCUCAUAGUCAUUGAUGAUCUAAGCCCAGAAGUCGCGGCGAGCACAGAAGAAACCCACGAAUCUGUUAUAAAUGAAAUAGCAGAGCCAAACACCCCAACAGAUAAGGAACCCAAACAAAGUGAUAUCAAGAAAGAAGUGCCAAAUUCUAAGAACAUGAUUGGGAAAGAGAAUUCAUCCUGUGAUCCUUCAGCAAGUCAAGAUAGAGAAUCAAAUUCCGAUGCCUUGCAAAAUGUUCCAAUUAAAUCUGACCCAGAAGUGCACUUGGAAAGGAAUGGAGAAGCGAAAGAAAAUAAUGAACCCAACGCAAAAAGUGAAAGUGAAAAGCCUGAUACCAGAGUGAACGAACCAAAUCAAGUAGGAGCAAAAGUCCACCUGCUUCUGAAGGACUUGCUUUCGACCGACUCGGAGGCUCCUAUUGAUACGAAUAAUACUCCAGAAGUUUCCCCCCAAUUCCCAAUAAAUGCGAUACGAAUUCGUAGUGACCUGGUUUCCUCCCCAGUGGAUAUGAUUCGGGUUCGCACCGAUCUGUUGCAGCAGCAAGUGGAUCAGCCACCAUCACGUGCACCUAUUGACCCGUCUAAAUCUUCCAAAGCACCGGGAGCAGCUGAAAAGCGAAGAUUGUCGCCGGAACAGUCAGGAAAUCAGUGCAUAUCAACUUGCAAUAGCUUACACGGUCAGCCGAAAAGGUCAGCCGUGGAUGGCUAUAAUCCCACAUCAGUUGCCGCCUCCACAUAUUCACCGAGUAUUCCGGAGGCCGCUGCACCAGCAUAUACCGCCAGCUAUCAAGUAAAUGGGCCACCAGCACCCGCUCCAACCACAACGUCCAGUUAUCUGGCGACUGUUCCCUCGAACGCUUGUCCAGUUUCCUCGCGCAGUCCCCAACUAGUAAUUCCACCAUCACCGCUUGCAAUAUCCACUCAAUCCUCUGUUGUGGCCACCCCACCAGUAUUCAACGCGGGAUAUCCACGACCUCUCUCUGUGGUUGCGCCUACUAUAAUCAACUCCAGCUAUCCAGUGGAUCCGGGACGAGCCAAUUCGUUUUGGUACCCUCCACCGAAUCAACGUCCAGCUAUUCCGGUGGUUACUCGGCCCAGUACCACGUGCACUUACCAGUCACUUGGGACACCUGCUCCGUGCACCAGCUCCAAUUACCAAAGAACAAACCCUGUGCCUGCUGUACGGGCUAGUGUUUUAAGUUACAAACCAAUAUUGCCAAGAGCUCCAGGAACAGGGACUACACCCAGAUAUCCCACAACGAACUCCGUGGCUCCUGCGCCCGCUACAGCCACCUGCUAUCAAUCCAAUAAUGCAUCCAAUAAAGCGCCUACAGGAUGCAAUCGUCCCACCGACUUGACCAACAUUAUGGGCAUGCUGGCUCAGGUGGAGUUUUUCGCCUACGGCCAACAGAAUCAUGAGGCUUUCCAUCUCGUCAAUCAGCUACGCCUAAGUCUUCAGAAGGGAGCGGCAAAUAAUUUCCAAGCUCCUCAGCGAAAUGCUUGACCAUUGCACCACAUUACAAACGACCACUUCUUCUGGAAGGCGUACUCAAGAGGAUUUGUUUUUUCGCUAGCUUUUAGGAUUUGUUAAAUACGCAAUUAUAUAUUGAUAGAAUAUAAAAAAAAUCAUUGCAUUA